Messenger RNA from Nezara viridula (southern green stink bug), 990 nucleotides. The record is from the annotation of a GenBank genome assembly. NCBI's taxonomy places the organism in Eukaryota, Metazoa, Arthropoda, Insecta, Hemiptera, Pentatomidae.
AUGGACCUGCAACUGUCCGAGUUAAUCGGUGCCCAGUAUGCUUUUCACGGCCUGGUGGUUGGAGGAGUGCUGUUAUUUGCCCUUCUCGUUUAUGUCUUCGGUUUUAAAUCAGCAGUGGAACCACCUUUUGAUAAAUUAACAAAUCCACACGAAGAUAGAAAAGCAAAUGGAAAAAAAAAGAAACCAAAGGAAAAGAAGACUCAAUCAAAUGGUCAUAUUGCCUCUCUUGGAGAAUCCAAGAAAGAUGUUAAAGCACCUCUGAAAAAAGAUGUUGAAAAGUCUCCUGUGAAAGAAAAAUCAAAACCUGAGAAGAAAACAGCGUUGAAAGAAAAUAGAGAUGCGAAACCUGCUCCACCCACACCAUCUGACUCUAAAAAAAAAGGGAAAGGGAAGGAAAAUGUUGAAGUAAAAAACAAAAAGAAUAAACAAGCAGAUGAGAAGCCUAAAGAUUUUGAUGAUGGUGAAUGGGAACAGGCACCAUCCAGGAAGGAUAAAAAGAAAAAAACCACUGCUGAUGAAACUUCCCCUUCAAAGUCAGAUAAAAAAAAAGAAAUAAAGAGGAAGAAGGAGGAUAUUAAAGAGGUAGAUGAGGUUGUCACACCAACAAUUGAAGAACCUAUAAAGACAAUCGUAGAGCCAGUUGAAGUUGAAGAUAUUGUUACUCCGAAACCUGAAACCACAGUUGAUUCUGAUGCAGAACAAACAGAGCCAAAGGAACAAAGGAAGAAGAAUCGAAAGAAAAAAACUGGAUCCUCUAUUAAUGAAACUUCUGAACCAGUGAUUGAGGAAGCUCCAAAACCAGUUGCUCCUCCAGUACCACAGGGUAAGCCGAAGAAGGAAACUGUGGUCGAGCCAGUUACUGUACCACAACCUGAAAAAGUUGAAUCACCAGUCAUUGAAUCUACUGUUGUCUUUGAUGAACUUGGAGAUACUUGGAAAGAAGCUCGUGCUCCAAAGAAGGGUGGUAAAAAGAAAUCAAGAAAAGAAUAA